AUGGGGCUCACGCGUGCGGGCAGGGCAGGGCAGUCGUGCGUGCAGGGCAACAGCGCGGAGCAGAGCAGGGCAGCCGCGCGUCCAGGGCAACAGCGCGGAGUAGGGCAGGCGCAUGGGGCAGGGCUCACGCGUGCGGGCACGGCAGGGCAGCCGUAUGUGCAGGGCAACAGCGCGGAGCAGAGCAGGGCAGCCGCGCGUGCAGGGCAACAGCACGGAGCAGGGCAGGCGCACGGGGCAGGGCUCACGCGUGCGGGCAGGGCAGGGCAGCCGCGCGUGCAGGGCAACAGCGCGGAGCAGAGCAGGGCAGCAGCGCGUGCAGGGCAACAGCGCGGAGCAGGGCAGGCGCACGGGGCAUGGCUCACACGUGCGGGCAGGGCAGGGCAGCCGUGCCUGCCGAGCAACAGCGCGGAGCAGAGCAGGGCAGCCGUGCAUGCAGGGCAACAGCGCGGAGCAGGGCAGGCGCACGGGGCAGGGCUCAAGCAUGUAGGCAGGGCAGGGCAGCCGCGUGCGUGGGCACAACACGGCGCAGGGCAGUAG
Molecule: messenger RNA, 537 nt
Organism: Closterium sp. Yama58-4
Lineage: Eukaryota; Viridiplantae; Streptophyta; Zygnematophyceae; Desmidiales; Closteriaceae
Source: the annotation of a GenBank genome assembly